Molecule: messenger RNA, 2532 nt
Organism: Neocloeon triangulifer
Lineage: Eukaryota; Metazoa; Arthropoda; Insecta; Ephemeroptera; Baetidae
Exons: 15
Coding region: 178-2166 (662 amino acids)
Cellular component (GO): kinetochore
Source: RefSeq, a predicted model, not a curated record
CGCCAGCGGUUUUUUUGUUAUUUGUUUAUUAUGAUUUCUUUAUGACAUGAAUUCAUGUGUUUGUUUGCAUUUUUCGUUAGAUUUUAAAAUCUGCAAAGGCAGGGCCAAUACCUGUUUUCGUCUAUUAGUCCAUCUUCUUUUUAUUAAGCUGAAAAAGGGAAACAUUUGAAUUUAACGAUGGACUUGUCCGUGAGAAAUUUCAUAACGAUUCUCAGAAAUCACUCGUCUGGCAGAUCAAAGUAUUCUGCCAAUGUGUUUGUACCUGCUUGUGAAUCUGUUGAACAACACGCAUUUCUCAACGGGUUAUCGGACGAAGAGUUUUUAGGUGUAGCUAAAGCUUUGGCCAAAUGCAAUCCCAAAAAGAAUAAUUUACCAUCCAAUGCUACCCAGAAGAUCAUCCGUUUAUUGAUCCCAGCAGGAAGACCUAGAGUAAAGGAUGUGGAAGUAUUGCUUGUUUGGUUGAUGAGUUAUUGGAAAGAUUUGCCAAGGAAUGCUGCAAAAACUGCCUUGAUGUGGUUUAUAGGUGCUCUCCAAUUUGAGUUAAUCCGUCCAGAAGAUGUUAACUGGUCUUAUGAUGUCUUCUGCGGCGUAUUUGAAAUCAAAUCUUUAAAUCUUCAACUCAUCAAAUUUCUCGAAUUGAUGACAACACCGAACUUGGUCACUAGAUUCAGGACCCAGAUGCUUUGGAAUGAAUGCAGCAAGAGUAGCAACCAAAAACCUGUUUUUCAACUUCUCAGCUUUUACAAAUCCAUUCGGCCCGACAAGGUUCCGAUGCAGAUUCCUGUAUUUACUUCUAAUUUCCAAGGCUCCACUGGAGAGAAGACAUUGAUGGAUCAACUUGAAAGGGCAGCAGCAAGGGCAGAUCAACCAAAAGACAAUCCAGAGGGCUACAACUUCGCACAAAUUCGAUGGGCUAUGCAGCGAGCAAGACGAAGUAAAAAGCAAGGGCAAGUGCUUCCUACUAUUAGCUACACUGCUAAUGUUGCAGCUAGAACUGAAAACGUUAAAGAGCUUUUGGAAUGCGAAACAUUGAAUGAUGUCGCUGUCAACAUUCUCACUGCUAGAACACCAGCUCAGGUUUUAUCCUUGGCCACUUCUCCAGAAGCAAUUUUUUUCCUCAAGUUCAAAGAUAGCGGCGAACUGACCGCUAGAUUCAACUACUGCCUCCUUAGAAUGUUUGGAAGCCUGGAGAAUCUCUACUUCAACCCUCAGUACAAAGAAGACAUUUCUCAGCUACUUCAGUGCAUUGCUACCAAGCAGGAUAUUGAUUUGGAAGGGUCAAUUGUUGUGACAAAUUUCAUUCAAAAUUUUUUGAAGUACAAUCGAAACCCAAUUUUUUUGCCUCUGGUUCUGAAGCUGCUGAAAUGGCCAAGAUUUGAGGGGCCUAUAGAUUUGUAUCAAAACUUGUUAAUCCAUGUAGAAAGUGCAUUUGCCUCAGCCACCUUCCGACACAAGGAACUGAUCAUCGAGUCCCUCUGGAACUUGGCCAUAAACUUGUUAAGUGAGUUGGAAGACAAGCUGGCUGAUGAUUUUGAGUGGAGUCCAAAAGAAACCUUGCAAAUGAUCUUUGGAGUCAUUGAGAAAUUUUAUGAUCACUGCAUUGCAUCAAGGGGCUUGACAGACACGGGCGGAAUGAUUCCGAGUGCCAUUACACAUUACUUAGAACUAUUUGGGAUAGAGGCCACACUGCAUCACAGUUUCUCUUUGCACACUGUAGCACCCAGAAGUGUUCUUCUUUGUAGUUUGAUUGGUGGGCCUUCUUACUUGGUAGAACAGUGUUCAAAAUUGAUUGUCUUAUACAAGAGCAUGCUCCCGAAACUGCCAAGAGCUGCAAAGAAAGAAAUGAAUAAGUCUGCGGAAAUGCUAGAUGAGGUGUUUCUCUGCUUCUUUGACAUUCUAUUUGAUGUUGACAAAGGAACAUCACUCCUCACAAGGGUUGUCAAAAAGAAUGCAAUUCCUGUUAUCAGUAAGACAAUUUUGAAAAAGCCUCAGCUUUUGAGAUACUUUGGCUUGCUGAUAGAAAGACUUCUUUCUGAAGAGGAGGCUGGCAAUGACUGGACAUUAGAGGAUUUCUUGGAAUUUUGCAACAACAAUUUUAUGAGUUUUGCAGAGCUCCUGGAAUUUACAAGAAAUGCAGAAAGCCAGCAAACCUCUAAUGAAACUUGAAAAUUAUUGAUCUGUAGUUAUAACUUUAAAAACAAUGUGAAUAUGUAAUCAGAUUUAAAACUUUUUCCCCAACUGAGAAAUAUGAGCAAUUUUUGUUUUAGCUUUUUAAAGAACGAUAAGUUUUCCAAUGUUUUCUGUCACAACUUUAUAAAUUUCACUAAUGUAAAGUAUAAAAAUGUAUUAAUAAUUUUAUUUAGUUCUUAAAUGUGAGCACUGAGCUCUCGUGCCUCUCGUUUAUACCUAAAGUUAUUAUUGAUGAUAAUAAGUCUUUUUCACUUGCGUGUAGCUGAUAAUAGGCAUGUCUUUCCGCGCACUUAAUUUGAGCAGGGAUGAGCCAUGUAGGCAACCAAAUAAAUUUUACCUUCA